CUUAAGAAGGUGCUGUAGUGAAAAAUGAUUUUAUCCGUCGUAUUAUUAUUAUUGGCAGUUAUCUGGACGGUGCAGUACAGGUUCAGAAGGAGGAGAAUGUAUGAGUUGGCGUCAAAGAUCUCACAUCCGAAAGAUGAGUUGCCGUUGAUUGGUGUAACACAUAAAUUUAUGGGAAAUACUGAAAACAUAAUGAAAAGCUUGAAGCAAUUUAGUUAUGAAGCCAUGGAGACUGAUGGAGUAACUAGAGUGUGGCUUAAUCACAUACUUUAUUUUGUUAUGGUGAACCCAGGAGAUUUGGAGGUUGUGUUAAAAACAUGCAUGGAAAAGGAUGAUUUACAUAGAGUUAUACGUAGCAUUAUCGGUAAUGGCACCUUAUUUGCACCAGUUUCCAUUUGGAGACGUCGCAGAAAAGUUUUAAUCCCAGCGUUUAGCCCAAAAAUUGUCGAAAGCUUUGUAGAAAUAUUUUCAGAACAAAGCCAACAUAUUACACAUAAAGUGGCACGUAUGUGUGGAUCUGGAACAGUUAACCUUUGGCCGAUAGUAUCAGCUUAUUCUUUAGAUGCCGCAUGUGAAUCAACGGCAGGGGUAAAAAUAUAUGCGCAGUCCAAAGCAAACUCACAAUUCCUAACUUCGCUGGAGGAAGGUCUAAACAUUGUCUGUGAAAGGAUGUUCCAUUUGUGGCUGCAAGUGGAGUGGCUGUUUCGUCUGUUACCUCAGUACACAAAAUAUCAGAAAUGCAUUAAACAUGUACUUGAAUUUUCAGAUGAGAUUAUCCACAACAAACGAAAAGAAUUAAUGAAUGACAAGCAAAGCAUUACAAAAUGCGACAAUGAUCGUUCUUAUGAUUUUGGUGAUUAUAAAAGGAAAUCUUUCCUUGAAUUAUUAAUACAUUUGUCUGGUGGUGAAAAGGGGUAUACGGAUUUGGAACUUCGUGAGGAGAUUUUAACUAUAAUUAUAGCUGGAACCGACACCUCUGCAGUUGGAAUGGCGUUUACCCUCAUAUUGUUGGGAAAAUAUCCAGACAUCCAGCAAAAGGUAUAUGAAGAGUUAAAAGAAGUGUUUGGUGAUUCCAAUCGCCCAUUAGUGAAGGAAGAUUUACCCAAGUUGAAGUAUUUAGAGAGAGUGGUGAAAGAGUCUUUAAGGUUAUUCCCUCCAGCGCCAUUUAUUAUUCGAAAAGUGGAAAAAGAGCUUACUUUACCGUCAGGCGUGACUAUUCCUAGUGGUUCAGGGAUAUUUGUUUCGAUUUUCGGAGCUCAUCGCGACCCCAAGUACUGGGGUCCGGACGCGGAACAUUUCGACCCCGACCGGUUUCUGCCUGAACGAUUCAACUUGCAGCACGCCUGUAGCUAUAUGCCGUUUAGUUACGGACCACGGAAUUGUGUAGGUUAUCAGUACGCCUUAAAGUCAAUUCAGACGGCACUGACAUCCAUAUUACGAAAUUAUAAAGUUAUCGGAGAACCAGAAAAGGGACCCAUUCCAAACAUAAGGAUCAAGGUAGACAUCAUGCUGAAGGCAGCUGAAGGGUUCUACGUGAAAUUCGAAAAAAGAAAACCUUGUUAGAGUGACUUCCUUUUUUGGGUCGAGUGCUAACGAAUGUAUCAAAACAUUUAUAUCGGUUUUUUUUAAUAUAACAAAUAAAUUGAUGGAAAAUCUCACGACGACGAAAAAUGUUACUCUAAAUUAAAACGUUAAAUAAUACAUUUCUAUGAGCACCUCAUUUUUCAUGAGCACCUCCAAGAUUUUUCAAAAGUAUAUAUUAUUUUGUAAGUUGUUUUAAUUUUAAUUCUAAUUUAAGGUUUAAUUUGGUAGUAGGUUUAGUGUACUUAGUUUAGUUUAGGUUUAGUAGGCAGGUUCUCUGACAUAAAAU
Bicyclus anynana (squinting bush brown) is the source of this 1867-nucleotide messenger RNA. RefSeq names its product cytochrome P450 4C1-like. Bases 25 to 1560 code for a protein of 511 amino acids. The record is from RefSeq and is a predicted model, not a curated record. The transcript is spliced from 10 exons. Gene Ontology annotation, molecular function: heme binding; iron ion binding; monooxygenase activity. Lineage: Eukaryota; Metazoa; Arthropoda; Insecta; Lepidoptera; Nymphalidae.